CUCUCUUGCAUUUCAACAGCUGACAAAACACACUCUCUUUCUUCUCUACUGCCGAAAGCAAGAGAAAACAGAAAAGGCAAACCAAAACAGUGAGCUUUUCUUUCAAUUUUGUUGACAAAUGUAGCUCAAAGAUUAUAUAAAUUUUCUGGUUUCACAUUUUUAGCUUCUAAAUAAAGCCUUAAACUUUACACUUUCUUUCACACCCCUUUUACUCAGUUGACAAUUUUUUUUAUCUUCAAUUUCCCUUAAACACUCAAUUUCAUACAUAUUUUUGAAAAUUCUCAUCUGGGUCAUCCAUGUCUUCAGAUAUAAGCUAAAAAAAUUGUAUUUUUAAUCCAUGGAAGCUUGCAAUUUCAAUGCUUGUGUUAGUUUUAUUGGUUCUGUUUUUGUUUGUUGCAAUUGUGAAUCAUUGUAGAAGUUUUUGAAGAAUUUGAGGUUGGAAGGUUGGGAGGAAGUGAGUGAGAGGUGUCAUGGGUAGGGAUAGGUUGCUAUUGGCGACGGUCGGACCGCCAUUAAAACGGCGAGCAGGGUUGAGGAGGAAACAAGCUGGAAGAGGGUCUUAUAGAGGAAGCUAAAGCAAAGGGUUUUUAUUGCUUUUUUUAUUGUUGGUUUAUUUUUUUGAGGGGGUGUUGGUGGGAGAGGGACUAGGGACUAGGGACUAGGGAGAGUGAUUUAUAAUAACCCUUUAUUUGGAGGGUGUUAAAGUUUUGGUUUUUGUGGAAGAAGGAGAAGAAGAUGGGUACCAAUUUGCAUCAACUACUAAGAAGCCUUUGUUUGGAUACUGAUUGGAAGUAUGCUAUCUUUUGGAAGCUACAACAUUGUGCUAGAAUGAUCUUGACAUGGGAGGAUGCUUACUAUGACAACCCUGACAAUUGUGAUUCUUCCCAAAGUAUGUGUUCCCAGAACACCUUAGAGCAGAUCUGUGUUGGAGAUUUUUCACAUGACCCUCUAGGAUUAUCUGUUGCGAAGAUGUCGUAUCAUGUAUAUUCGUUAGGGGAAGGUAUUGUUGGACAGGUAGCUGUUACUGGAAAACAUCAGUGGAUCUGUGCAGAUAAUCAAGUUACAAGUUCUAGUCCAUCUUUUAAGACAAUUGUUGUUGUAGCAGUACCACCACUCGGAGUUGUUCAACUUGGCUCCUUAAAUAAAGUUGGUGAAGACAUGGGGUUUGUAACUCACAUAAGAAGUCUCUUUUUGUCUACUCGUGAUCACACAUUAGGUUACCUUCCUAGUCAAAUCCAAAGUGUGAAACAUAACACACAGAAAACCAUGACGGGAGAAACACUUGAUAUGGUAACGCCCUUCCAAUGUCCUGGGAAAAACUAUUCGCCUCCUACUGUUUAUCAGAAAAUGACUAUUGAUGUGGCCAAGCAUGAGGGGCUUGAAAUUGACAACGAUCGAGGUUCCAUCUUGCUUCAAUCGCUGUCAAAUAUGAUGACUGCAGAGAAUACAAAACAAGUAGGGAUGAAACCUUCAAAUGAAAGGAUGUGUGAAGGGAGCAAUAAUGGCUGCAAAGAUACUAGUUUGAAACCAGACAAAAAUGUCUCAUCGUUUUUACGCAAUUCAGUUAUGAAUUAUAAUAGUACCAAAGAUUUAACAAGUCCGUCAGAAAAUGUAGAAGCUGAUACUGUGAUGUCAAAGUUUCAGACCGAGUCUUUUUACGAGGAUACCUCAUACACGUUGAAAUUUCCUGCUGGUUAUGAGUUACAUGAAGCACUUGGACCAGGUUUUCUCAAAGAGAGUAGAUAUUUUGAUUGGGCAGUACAAGGAAAUCAAGAUAGUAAAGCUUCUGAGAUGUCAGAUGAGAUUAGCUGCAGCCAAUUGACUUUUGAAUCUCGUCCGGAACAUCUUUUGGAAGCAGUGGUGACCAGAGUUUGCCAUAGUAAUAAUAAUAUUGUUGAUAACGAGGCAUCAUUUUCUACAUCAGGGCAGGACACAAUAGUCUCUGGAAGAAAACCUGAAGCUUCUAUUCAAAAUGUCCGAACUAUUAAUUCAGAAGGCUAUUCAAUUGAUCAAUCAUCUAUUAUUAAAGAGGAUAGGCAUCAUCGUAGUCUGAGUUUGUCAGGGAUAUGCGGCGUGAUAUCCCCUAAAAGUUUUUCUUCUACAUGUCCUAGCUCGUGUAGUAACCAGUUUGAGAGGUCUUCUGAACCAUCUAAAAACAGCAAAAAGAGGGCUAGGCCAGGGGAAAGUUGUAGGCCUAGACCAAGGGACAGACAACUGAUCCAAGACCGUAUCAAGGAGUUAAGAGAACUGGUGCCAAACGGAGCAAAGUGCAGUAUUGAUUCACUGUUGGAGUGCACAAUAAAGCACAUGCUCUUUCUCCAAAGUGUAACUAAGCAUGCUGACAAGAUAAAUAAAUUUUCUAAAACGAAGACAAAGUUGCAUCACAUGGAAAAUGACAUUCAUGGAUCCUCUGAUUAUCAACAACAACAGGGUUCAAGUUGGGCAAUGGAGGUAGGAGGCCAUCUGAAAAUUCAUUCAGUAUUAGUAGAAAAUCUUAGUAAGAAUGGGCAGAUGCUUGUUGAGAUGCUAUGUGAGGAGUGCAGCCAUUUUCUUGAGAUAGCAGAAGCCAUAAGAAGCUUGGGACUGACAAUUUUGAAUGGUGCAAGUGAAGCUCGUGGUGAGAAGACAUGCAUGUGUUUUGUGGUUGAGGGCCAAAACAACAGAAAUUUACAUAGACUGGACAUCUUGUGGCCGCUUGUUCAAUUAUUGCAGUCCAAGAGCACCACGCAUUCAUGAUAAAUGUUUCAUUCUCAGAAAGUUCUAUACGCUGUUUUUUCGAUUGCUGUUACUUGAUAUUUGAAAUUAAGCUUAUGUUUCUUCCCUUCCUCCCUGCUUUCCCCAAGCAAAGAAGUCUUGGGAGAAGGAAACUUGUAGGGAGCUUGAAAAAAAAAAAAAAAUCCUUAGCAUUUUGAUACCAAUUUCAUGGAGGCUUUAAGCGUGUGAGUUCUCCAUUAUUUUGUCUUUUUUGUGUUGAUAUUGGACUAUGUAUGCUUUAAAUCAUAUGUGCAAGUGCUUGAAAAUGAAAAUACUUCUAAUGUUCCAACCAUAUUGUUGUGUUUACCAA
Medicago truncatula (barrel medic) is the source of this 3064-nucleotide messenger RNA. RefSeq names its product transcription factor EMB1444. The transcript has 9 exons. Gene Ontology annotation, biological process: regulation of DNA-templated transcription. NCBI's taxonomy places the organism in Eukaryota, Viridiplantae, Streptophyta, Magnoliopsida, Fabales, Fabaceae. Gene Ontology annotation, molecular function: protein dimerization activity; DNA-binding transcription factor activity. The record is from RefSeq and is a predicted model, not a curated record. The coding region runs from base 736 to 2736 and encodes 666 amino acids.